Molecule: messenger RNA, 4267 nt
Organism: Anolis sagrei ordinatus
Lineage: Eukaryota; Metazoa; Chordata; Lepidosauria; Squamata; Anolidae
Source: RefSeq, a predicted model, not a curated record
CAAGGACUUGGAGCCUUCUGUGCCAAAGAGGGCUGGUGCCUCUCCAAACACAUAAGAUUCCAUAGCAUUGAGCCAUGGCUGGUAAAAUGGGGCCACGCUGCAUUUAUUCUGCAAUAUAAAUGCACUUCCCCUCGGAUUGGCCAGGAGAGGUUUGGCCAAGAGAGGCGCUGUCCCGCCCCGUGACCCGGGCGUUUUGGCGUGACGUGGCGUUUCCACGUGUUCGGAAGUAGGGCUCGCCAUUCAAGUGGAGCUGAGCGAGGACAUCGGGGGCUCUCUUGUGGCUGCUUUUUCCCGCAUCAUCUUUGCUCACAACAGAGAUGCUGAAAGCCGUCAUCCUCAUCGGGGGACCCCAGAAAGGGACCCGUUUCCGACCCUUGUCUUUUGAGGUGCCGAAGCCCUUGUUUCCUGUGGCAGGAGUGCCUAUGGUCCAGCACCAUAUUGAGGCAUGCACUAAGGUACCCAACAUGAAGGAGAUCCUCCUGAUUGGUUUCUAUCAGCCUAAUGAGGCCCUCAGCCGCUUCCUGGUCUCGGCACAGCAAGAGUUCAAAAUCCCCAUACGAUAUCUACAAGAAUACGCAGCUCUUGGCACAGGUGGAGGCAUCUACCACUUCCGGGAUCAGAUCCUCUCAGGAAACCCCGAAGCCUUCUUUGUGCUGAAUGCCGACGUCUGCUCUGCCUUCCCUCUCAAUGAGAUGCUCAGCUUCCACCGGCAGCGGGGUGAUCCAGACAGCUUCCUUAUGCUGGGCACCACGGCCAACAGGAAACAGUCUCUCAACUAUGGAUGCAUUGUGGCAAAUUCAGACACACAUGAGGUCCUGCACUAUGUGGAGAAGCCCAGCACAUUUGUCAGUGAGCUUAUCAACUGUGGCAUCUACUUGUUCACUCCGGCUAUCUUCCGUCACAUUGGAGCUGUCUUCCAACGGAACCAGCAAGAACUGCUCCUGGGCGCAUGCAUUGGAGAGGAGAGCACCAAUGGUUGGCAGCGAGCUGAAGCCAUCAGACUGGAGCAAGAUGUUUUCACAGGCCUUGCUGGGCAGGGACGCCUCUUUGCCUACAGAACAGAGGGGUUCUGGAGCCAAAUCAAGUCUGCUGGGUCUGCCAUCUAUGCCAAUCGCCUUUAUCUUAGCUGUUACAGCCAGUGCCAUCCUGAGAGACUUGCCCAGAACCGGCCUGGUGGGCCUACCAUCCGAGGAAAUGUCUACAUUCAUCCAACAGCCUCAGUGGAUGCCAGUGCAGUGCUCGGCCCCAACGUUUCCAUUGGGAAAGGUGUAAUGAUUGGGGCUGGAGUGCGUGUGCGGGAAUCCAUCAUUCUUCAUGGAGCUUCUCUUCAGGACCAUACAUGUGUGCUAAACAGCAUUGUAGGCUGGGAGAGCACCAUCGGGCGCUGGGCCCGUGUGGAGGGGACUCCCAGUGACCCCAACCCUAACGAUCCCUAUGCAAAGAUAGACAGCGAGACUCUUUUCCGGGAGGGCCGCCUCACCCCUUCCAUCACCAUUCUGGGCUGCAACGUGACCAUCCCUGCUGAAGUUGUCAUCCUGAACUCCAUUGUCCUGCCUCACAAGGAACUCAGCCGAAGCUUCAAGAACCAAAUUAUCCUCUGAAGAGGCAGCAUGAGGCUGGUGACCUCCUUCUGUACUCAGAUUAGCCUCACAAUGAGAUAGCCAGAGACUAUAUCAAAUCCACCCUCAAGCUGCACUCUGUCUUUGUUUCUGGUUUGAUGCAACAAGGACAGCAUCAGGACAAACUCCCCUCUUGGCCAUGUUUCUGGAUGAAGGGCAAGAGCUGCUGUUUGGGACUGGAAGGAUUUGAAACAGAUGACCUCUUUCUCUUUUUGUAAAUGCUACAGACCCCCCCCCCCCCCCUCAAUGGCAGAAGCCGGUUUCCAUCAUUCUACCUGCAUGCUAACCAAGCCAGUUGGUAGGAGAGAUGUGGGGAGGUGCAUAAGCUGUGGGUUUUCUUGGGUUUUAGGGCACUAGUGGGACUUAGGGACAGGUCUUUGUGCUCCUUUGGAUCUUAUAAAGGUAAAGAUUUCCCCUUGACAUUAAUUCUAGUCGUGUCCGACUGGGAGGAUGGUGCUCAUCUCCAUUUCUAAGCCGGAGAGCCUGCGUUGUCCGUAGACACCUCCAAGGUCAUGUGGCCAGCAUGACUGCAUGGAGCACCGUUACCAUCCCACUGAAGCGGUACCUAUUGAUCUACUCAUGUUUGCAUGUUUUUGAACUGCUAGGUUGGCAGAAGCUGGAGAUAACAGCAGGAGCUCACAUUGCUCCCUGGAUUCGAACUGCUGACCUUUCAGUCAGCAAGUUCAGCAGCUCAGAGGUUUCACCCACUGCAUUACCAGGGCUCCUCUUUGGAUCUUAGAUUUCUUUAAUCACCAAUUCUUGCAUGUCUUGGUUAUCUUCCUUCUGAUUAUCCAUAGCAGACGUGCAGGCAGUGUGAUGGCACAGUAGAUUUACAGAUGGUUCAUAGCACCAUGUGGCAGAAAGAUCUACAGAAGUGGGAAGGAUAAAAUGGCAGCUGGAUGCAGCAAAUGUGUAUCCAGGAAAAUAUUUGGGGAUGUUAGCUUUUCAUUUGAACAGAAUGGAUUUUCAAAAUGCAUGGAAUAGCUUUUGUUGAGCAUGGAAAGGGAGGGGAGACUCCAGGUCAUGGGAAACUUCCACACUGGUGUUAAGGUUGAGUAGCAUCCAUCCAGAGCUCAGGUCCAAGGAGUGGGUAGUCCUUCAACCAACCUUUCAUUGAGAGAUCUGAAGUUGAAAGAAUAGGAGAGCUAGAGUGCUUUUUAAAAAUCUGAUGUCUAUGAUAUAAAAGUUUUAAAACAAAAAUCCAACAGUACUUAUUUUUUUUCUUGCCUUAAUAAUAAGCUGACAAAUCUGGCAUGUCACGGGCUGAUUUCACAUUAAAUUACUGAGCUGGCAGCUGCAGAGAUGUGCCCAAGGGAAUCCAAAAACACAGAGAAGGUUAAGUUUAAAAUUUUGCCUCCUGUAAAGUACUUUGGAAAGUGGCAUAUAAAUACCUGAAAUAAGUGAAUGUGGGGAAGUGGAGUUUCUUUUGAGGCUGCAAUUUAGUUCUGAAAAUUGGCUUAAAUCCAUUAUCUUCCUCCUGUAUGCUCAGAAAUUAUAAUAUCCAAUAAACUGGAAGCAUUACUGGAGGAAAUGGCUGAACAAAAACAGAAUAUCAACAUGUGUCCCAUACAGAAUAUCAAAGAAUAUCAUGUUCUCUGUCCGCCUCUCUAAUCCAGGUGAACUGCUAAAAGGUAAAGGUUUCCCCUGUCCGACUCUGGGGGGUGGUGCUCAUCUCCUUUUCUAAGCUGAAGAGCCGGCGUUAUCUGCAGACGCCUCCAAGGUCAUGUGGCCAGCAUGACUACAUGGAACACCGUUACCUUCUGAAGCAGUACCUAUUGAUCUACUCACAUUUGCAUUUUUUUGAACUGCUAGGUUGGCAGAAGCUGGAACUAACAGCAGGAGCUUACCCUGCUCCCUGGAUUUGAACUGCCAAUGUUUUGGUCAGCAAGUUCAGCAGUUCAGUGAUGUAACCCGCUGUGCCACCAGGCACCCCAAUAAAUAGGAGCCCUCAGUGGUGCAAUGGAUUAAACCCUUGUGCCGGAAGGACUGAAGACUGACAGGUCAGAAGUUCGAAUCGGGGGAGAGUGGGGAUGAGCUCCCUCUGUCAGCUCCUAUGCGGGGACAUGAGAGAAGCCUCCCACAAGAGUGGUAAAUCAUCUCGAUGUCCCCUGGGCAACGUCCUUGCAAACAACCAAUUCUCUCACACCAGAAGCAACUUGCAGUUUCUCAAGUUGCUCCUGACAUGGAAAAAAACCCCCCAAUAAAUACCAUCCCUGGCUUGAAACCUCCUUUACUAAGGAAGUUCUUCUGAAUAUUUUGUUGAAAUCCCAUUUAAUAAUUUGAACCUGUUGAUUUGGUUCCCACCCUGGGGGCAACAGGGAAGAGUCUCCAUUGGCUGUGUGGCAGCUCUUCAAAUAUUUGAACAUGGCUGUUGUAUCACCUCUUAAUUGUUUCCUCUCCAGAGCAAACAUACUCAACCCCUUCAGCUAAUUCAAACAUAACAUCAGCUGCGCUCUGCUCAUGAUCGGUGUGAUAGCUUUUCAAGUGCCUGUCAUAUCACCUCUUAAUCAUCUCUUUCCCCAGCCUAAAGAUACCUAGCUUCUGUGUUUCCUCAUAGGAUUUCCAGGUAGUAGAGUUAUAUCUGGAACAAGCUCUAUUGCCUCGGAUUGUGGCUGUCUGAAAAAUUAACCAAUAAAGAGCAUACUCUA